GACGCCCGUCAUCGACUUUUUCCAGAUGCUGCAAGGCGUUUCUCUCAGCAAGCGGCUGAGGCCAUGGCAGUCAUGCAUUCCAAUGGAUUGUGCCACGGUGAUUCCACCCUUAACAACAUCAUCUUGAGGCUCUCCAAUCCAUCGACCACAUGACAGAGGAUGAGAUAUAUGAUAUUCUUGGCGAACCUGUGACAGACCACAUUGAGCUGCGAUCCCGGACGCAGUACAGGCACAUUCGUCUUGAUCUUGGCGACGACGUCCCGUUUGCAGAGCUCACCGAGGUGGACCCCCUACCACCCAAGUCUCGGUCCAGACGACGACGGGAGCGGGAAUUGAGGCGCAGUGCCCCAAAAUACGUGGUUGACCCCGUAGACCUCACACACCUCCCUGUUGAGUACCUGUCAAAUUCAAUCAGCAUCAUGGACUUUGAUCAGGCCUAUCCUGCUCAGAAACCGCCCCGGUCCUUCACCGGUAUACGGCCAGCAUACACCGCCCCGGAAGUCACCUUCGAGCUCAAGAAUGGGCCAGCAGCAGAUGUGUGGGCACUUUCCUGUUGCAUCUUUCGCAUGCGAUGUUCGCGCGACCUCUUCACCGGUACCAUGGAGACGCCAUUAAACUCAACAACUGCCAUCUAUCGUGCUCUGCGACCAUUCCCUGAGCACUGGACAAAGGUUCCCUUCCACAAGGAUCAUUGGCCCCUCCACGAGGAACGCGAAGAUGGCACGAGUGCCCCUCGUGAAUAUGAACGCGAGUUUCGCGCGAAACCGCUGCCGCUCAGGCAGGUCAUUGGGACGAAGAUCGUGGACCGUAAGGCAAUAAAGUCAUCAUUUCCAUGGCGGGAUUAUCCGCAGAGGAGAUGGGUGGGUGGCAAGUUGACGGAGGACUCGACUCCAAAGGACACAAUUCCCAUCUCUCCGGAGGAAGCUGACUGCUUUCACGACCUCCUCCAACGAAUGUUUGUCUACGAGCCCGAUAAACGCAUAUCUGCAGCUGAGGUAUUGAGUCACCCAUGGUUUCAGGGCCGCCCACUAUCAUGACACAAUUACCUAGGUAGUCCUUCGUUUGUUAAUCAUGUUUGCAAAUC
Molecule: messenger RNA, 1084 nt
Organism: Phialemonium atrogriseum
Lineage: Eukaryota; Fungi; Ascomycota; Sordariomycetes; Cephalothecales; Cephalothecaceae
Product: kinase-like domain-containing protein
Exons: 2
Coding region: 150-1037 (295 amino acids)
Biological process (GO): peptidyl-threonine phosphorylation; peptidyl-serine phosphorylation
Molecular function (GO): protein serine/threonine kinase activity; ATP binding
Source: RefSeq, a predicted model, not a curated record